Messenger RNA from Belonocnema kinseyi, 1685 nucleotides. Its product is annotated as motile sperm domain-containing protein 1-like. Gene Ontology annotation, cellular component: cytoplasm. The coding region runs from base 411 to 1052 and encodes 213 amino acids. The record is from RefSeq and is a predicted model, not a curated record. The transcript has 5 exons. NCBI's taxonomy places the organism in Eukaryota, Metazoa, Arthropoda, Insecta, Hymenoptera, Cynipidae.
CAAUCCAAUUUCUUUUCCUCCUAAUUUCGCAAACAACCCCUUGAAAAAAGGGACUCUUUGUUGUGUUAUGGGUGGAUAUGGGGGUCCGGGCUAGACAGUGCCACAACUCAAUUUCACAAACACUAAACAGCUGGAUUGGAGUGGAGUGACGACGCGAUUAACCCAACAAACUUCAAAAACAAAAAAAUCUACUCUCUCAAAUGAAACUUUCGAUAACAAUGUUACACUUAACCUACGUUGGACCUUUGAAUAUCUAAAUACGUUUGCAGUAUGAGUCAGCUUUUUAAUAAACAUCGAGACUAUUUAUCAUGUGCUAAUGAAGUUUUUCUUCGUUUUCGUUUUGGUAAAAGUGCUAUUGUUAAAUCGACAGGUCAUCUGGCUCUGAUCCUAGGAAUAAUGCAUUUUACUGCAUGAUGCCUAAGUUAAAAGGACUGCCAGUUUUCACCUUACCAUCUAGUAUCAAAUUCUACGUCGACGAUGUAUCCUCUCAUAAACAAAUUUUGACUAUCUACAAUCCCUACGAUUUUCGUCUCAAAUUUCAAGUAUGCCUUGAAAAAUCGGCACGUCGAGACAAAUACACUGUCGUGGAUUCGGAAGGAACCAUAAAAUCAAAAUGCUGUGUCGAUAUUGUAAUUCGACAUUUAUAUGCUGUUGCGUCCAACGUCAAUGUUGUAGACAGAUUCAGCAUAGAUGUAGAAUCGUUUCCAACAAAACAGUUCAGCGGUAGACAAAUAAUCACAGCAACAUUGCUCAGUACCAAAGAAAAUGUCGGAAGGGAAACUCCCGAAAUCGACGCUUUUCAGCAAUUUCCUAGGAGUGAAAUUAAACAUACACAACCGUCUUAUGCACUAAUCGCACAAAAUAGAAACGUCGAUAAGGGAACAAAUUACGUGGCACUAAUAGCAGGACUAAUUUGUAUAGCUGGUUUAUUUCUUCCAACUGAAGGAGAAGGAAAUCCCAAUAUACCAGAGUGCCUACACCUCGCCGUAAAUUUCAAGCUGAUAUUUGCAUUUGUUCUAGGAAUGGCCACAAUCAUCACAUUGAGGCUUUAAUUUAAGGGCACAAUUAACUUCCCUUUCGACAUAAGAUGUAGAUAAAUUCCUACUACAAGUGUAGUAAAUUACAUCUCUUAAUCUCAGGUGACAAGUGAGUGACAAAAAUGCAUCUGGGAAAUGCAUCGCGAAUUUUAAACCAUCGACUAUGUACGAAAUCUUGUUUCCUUUUCGACUGAACCAGUAAAUCGUCAUAAUGCAAAUGAAUAUUUAUACACUUUACCAUAUAAUAUUGUAUGUGUCGACUGUUUACAUUUAUGAUUUUCGAGUUUUUUUUUUAUACACUUGAUCUCUAGAAUAUAUUUUACGAAGAAUGUCUUGCGUGUAUGUACAAAGUCUUUCCUAAGUUAAAAUGGUCGGAAUUUGAUCCCAUUGGCUGGAUGUACUCAAGAAAAAGGCUCCAGAAAAAAAUUACUUUUACGUUUUUUUGGAAUGGAGGAAAUUCUUUCGAUUCUAAGAUUUGAAACUAACGCGUUUUUGGUUGUGUUACUGUCGGGAUUUUACUAUUUCUCAAGAAAAUGAAAGUUGUACCGCAAUCCUUUCAUCAAAGGAAUUUUAUGUGCUACAGUGAUCCUGAUCAAAUUUUUUACUUCUACUUGUAACAUUUACAAAUAUACUGUGUAUAUUAUUGUA